CUCCUCCUCCGGGCUACUACUACACUCCAAUUCUCUCUCUCGCUCUCUCUGGAGAUGGCGAACUCGAAAACUGUCCUACUUCUUUGCGGCGACUACAUGGAAGACUACGAGGUGAUGGUCCCGUUCCAGGCCUUGCAAGCUUAUGGAGUCUCCGUCCACGCCGUCUGCCCCGGCAAGAAGUCCGGCGAUUCUUGCCCCACCGCCGUUCACGACUUCUGCGGUCACCAGACUUACUCAGAGUUGCGUGGUCACAAUUUCACGCUCAAUGCAACCUUUGAUGAAAUCGAGCCCGGCAAAUACGAUGGGUUGGUUAUACCAGGAGGACGAGCUCCAGAAUACCUGGCAAUGAAUGCAUCUGUCCUGGGACUGGUUAAAGGCUUUUCAAGCUCCGGGAAACCCAUUGCCUCUAUUUGUCAUGGACAACUGAUAUUGGCAGCUGCAGACACAGUUAACGGUCGAAAGUGCACAGCUUACCAAACUGUUGGACCUGCCCUUAUCGCUGCUGGGGCGAAGUGGGUGGAGCCAAAAACGCCGGAGGUUUGUGUUGUUGAUGGCAAUUUGAUUACUGCAGCUACAUAUGAGGGCCAUCCUGAAUUCAUCCAGCAGUUUGUGAAUGCCCUGGGGGGUAAAAUCACCGGAGCAAAUAAAAGAAUCUUAUUUCUUUGCGGGGAUUACAUGGAAGACUAUGAAGUAAAGGUCCCUUUCCAGUCGGUUCAAGCGUUAGGGUGUCAGGUCGAUGCUGUUUGUCCAGGGAAGAAGGCUGGGGAACGGUGCCCGACUGCUAUCCAUGACUUUGAGGGUGAUCAAACAUACAGUGAAAAGCCGGGCCAUAAUUUCACGUUAACAGCUAGCUUUGAUGGGAUAGAUGCCGCCAGUUAUGAUGCUCUGGUCAUUCCGGGUGGUAGAGCACCGGAAUACUUGGCCUUGAACGAACAGGUUCUUGCCAUAGUGAAGGAGUUCAUGAGUUCUGGGAAGCCGGUUGCAUCUAUUUGCCAUGGACAACAGAUCUUGGCUGCUGCCGGAGUUCUAAAGGGAAAGAAAUGCACGGCCUAUCCGGCAGUGAAGCUGAACGUGGUGCUUGGAGGGGCGACUUGGUUAGAACCUGAUCCAAUUCACCGAUGCUUCACCGACGGGAAUCUGGUGACUGGAGCGGCAUGGCCUGGCCACCCAGAGUUUGUGUCGCAACUGAUGGCAUUGCUCGGAAUUCAGGUUUCCUUCUUCUAAUUUUGUUUAGUUCCCAAAAUCCGUACAAUUCUGUCUUGUGUUGUAAACUAAGCUCUCAUGGCCUGUGCUGCACGCUUUGAUGUGAACUUUUUUCUGAAUAAUGUUUCAAGGGGUUGCGAAAAUCAUAAGGUAGCAUCUGGUUAGCAAAGGUAACUAAGGUUAGAGAUGGGAUGGAAAGACUGAAAAGAUUGAAACCUGUGAAAACAGAUCAAGGGAUUAUUGAAGUGGGAAUUCGGAGAGUUUUACAAUUAGGGAAGAUUUGACUUCAAUGCUUUCCGUCCAUAACUUCUAGAGAUGGCAUCACACAUACUAUUAUCUCAUAAAGUUGUUCAGAUGUUGCUAUGCUUGCGUCGUAUUUUCCUUGUAUAUAUUCACACAUGUAUGGAUGGAUGUAUACACAUGAAUGUUCUUAUGACAGCACAAGGAUAGUGUUUCUUGU
Tarenaya hassleriana is the source of this 1663-nucleotide messenger RNA. RefSeq names its product protein DJ-1 homolog D. The coding region runs from base 55 to 1224 and encodes 389 amino acids. Lineage: Eukaryota; Viridiplantae; Streptophyta; Magnoliopsida; Brassicales; Cleomaceae. The record is from RefSeq and is a predicted model, not a curated record. The transcript has 5 exons.